ACCCCGCGGGACGCAGGAACCAAGCGAGGCGGUGUGCUCCACGGACCGACGUAGUCUCAGCUCUGCAGAGAGCGUGAGUUCACGGAACCGAGACCGCCUGCCGCCGGGCAGGUGUGGUGGACCUCCGAGUCCGUGUGGGUGGAGUGCAGCGUGGGCGGGGCUCAGAGCUGCGAGGGCCAGCUCCCGCGGGCGCCUGCUCCCGGCCUUCCCACCCGGGAUCCCAACGGAGAUGACCGCCAGCAAGCGGGUGGCCAAGGAGCUGGAGGACCUUUCGAAGCAGCUUCCGCCGUACCUGUGGCGCCUGUCCAGCGAUGACGCCAACGUACUGGUGUGGCACACGCUCCUGCUGCCCGACCAACUUCCCUAUGGACUCAAGGCCUUCAGACUGCAAAUUGAUUUCCCCAGGGAGUAUCCACUUAAGCCUCCCACUUUAAAAUUCAUCACCAAGAUCUACCACCCCAACGUCGGUGAGGACGGGCUGGUGUGCCUGCCCCUCAUCAGCAGGGAGAAUUGGAAGCCUUAUACCAAGGCCUAUCAAGUCUUGGAGGCCCUCAAUGUUCUCGUGAACAGACCGAACCUGGAAGAGCCCGUGCGUUUGGAGCUUGCUGACCUCCUGACUCAGAACCCGGAGAAGUUCUGGAAGAAGGCGGAGGAGUUCACGCUUCAGUUUGGAGUGGACCGACCCUCUUGUGGUUCUGAGGCCUCUCUGCCUGGAUCUUCCGCUUAGUGGGUUGAUACCACAGUCUGGUGGCAGAGGCCUUUGGAGGCUCAAGUUCUCCUUUGGAGCUGCUGAUAUGGCCCCCAGUGUGUGUGUGAGGGGAGGGCUGGGCCUGUGUGGCGCGUACUCCUUCCCUGGCUCAUGUGGCUGUAGAUGUGCCAUCCCCACAUCCUCGGUGGCUCUGGUGAAGUUAGGUCUGCACAGUUUCAGGUUUGCUUGCUUUCCAGUUCUCCAACUUAGGCCAGGCCAAGUGGCAGAAAACACAACCCCAGGACCCAAGCCUGGAGGGGUGGGGAGGGAGGCAGGACCGUGCCCGAUGGCAGAGUCCACAAAGGGGCCACAUUCGCUGCUGAGUGAUCGGAAUCAACUACACUUAGGAGAGGCAUGCCCAGAUUGACGUGUUAAACAGUUUAUUUUCUGCUGGCGAAUCUCAAAAUAAAGAGCCUAUCUACCCUC
Messenger RNA from Psammomys obesus (fat sand rat), 1174 nucleotides. RefSeq names its product ubiquitin conjugating enzyme E2 L6 (gene Ube2l6). The record is from RefSeq and is a predicted model, not a curated record. The coding region runs from base 230 to 727 and encodes 165 amino acids. NCBI's taxonomy places the organism in Eukaryota, Metazoa, Chordata, Mammalia, Rodentia, Muridae. The transcript is spliced from 4 exons.